GAUACAAUCUUGAACUCACUUUAAUAAUGUAGAAAACAGUCUAUGAUUGCUAAAGUUGGCAGCCCCUUCAUUCUCCACAUGUUCCUCGAUUGAUCUUAUCAUCAUCCAACUCAUACUUUAUAUUUCUAUUGCAUAUAGUCUGUGCCUCACUAGAAUGUAGUCUCCAAGAGGACUGGGAUUUUGAUUUCCAUCACCAAGAACAGCGCUUCGUACAAGGCAGUUCCUCAAUAAAUGAUUACCAAAUGAACGGAUUUGAUCAGCUUUAAGAUAAAAUUUUAUUUUGAGACAAAAUUCAUGCUAAGGUUACAGACGAUUCGUGAAAUGAGUGACUCUGAGGAUGAUGAUGUCCCCCGGCUGUCUUCCCACGCCUUAGCAGCCCUCCAGGAAUUUUAUUCUGAGCAGAAGCAACAAAGCGACCCAGGCGGGGAUGAUAAAUAUAAUAUUGGAAUAAUAGAAGAGAACUGGCAGUUGAGCCAGUUUUGGUACAGCCAGGAGACCGCUUUGCGACUUGCCGAGGAAGCCAUUGCAGCCGCGGGAGAAUGUGGCAGAAUAGCCUGUGUGAGCGCCCCCAGUGUUUACCAGAAACUGAGAGAGCUACACAGAGAAGACUUUUCUAUAUACAUCUUUGAAUAUGACAAAAGAUUUGCUAUAUACGGAGAGGAGUUUAUCUUCUAUGAUUACAAUAAUCCAUUGGAUUUACCUGAAAAAAUUGCUGCACACAGUUUUGACAUCGUAAUAGCAGAUCCCCCCUAUCUCUCCGAGGAAUGUCUCAGGAAAACGUCAGAAACCAUCAAGUAUCUGACUCAGGGCAAGAUUCUGCUGUGUACAGGAGCAACUGGAAAACGAUACCCAGCAGUGGCAGUGACUGAAAAAUUACUCAAACCAGCGGUUUGAAAAGCACUUUUUAACUUACGAAUUUGAUGUUGUUGAGCUGGCAAUGAAAGUUUGCUCCAAACCUUCCGCUUUCUGGACAAGAACGUACUCCAGAUAUACUACCACUAGGGAUACCUUUUUUUUCCACAUUCACCACCGCUUCAGAGGUGGAACGGAGAAGAAAUUCCCAGACUGUCUAGAACUGUCCACAGCUAGCACUUUCAAUUUUGAAUUUCUGAAUUUUUGGAAAAUCUGGAUUUUGCUCAGCAAUGUGUUUUUCAUGUCCAACUUCUGUCAUUAUUUAGCACAAGUUGAAAGUUCUCUCCGUGAACCUUCCCUCCAGAUCGAACUAAGGCUGAUUCUCGGCAACUAGGAAGCUAAAGCUCCGGGAUUCGUGCAGCCCCCGAAGCUUGAGAGUGAAAGACACUUCUUGGUUUGGCUGGGGUGUCACGGGAGAGAAGACGGACGGACUUUGCAGGAGCAGUUGAUCUUUCAAAGACCAAAUGAGACUUAAUUUAAAUCUCAACCACGGAAUUAGGAUAAAGUGAAGACGGUUAGCUUCCUCUGGAAAUCAGCCGAGCCCCAAGAGAAACGCACGCGGCCAACGUACCCUUCAUCCACCGUUGCUUUAAUGAUUUAAAAAGAAAUCCUCGCUUUUACAAAUAAUGGUGUUCAACCUACAGAAGAGACUAUGGAUUCAGCUCACAUCGCAGGGUGUGAAAAAGAGGCCCCCAAUACUGACUUCUGGGAAUGGUAAGUUGGCCGGCUUCUCCCAUUCGCUAGUUCCUGAGGCCCUGAGACAGACUUGGAUUCUAGACACGUGGCAGAGACCCCACAUUCUACCUCUCGCCUCAUCCCUCCACCUCUUACUUGGCCCCACUUGCUUUCAAAGCGAAAACAAAUGUUCAGCUGUAUGAAUCUGCGGCCACACGUAGGCUCCUGAACAAACCAAGUCUGAGAUCCCUGGAACCCCGGCCUGGGGGCGCGAGCAGAGCCCCGGGGCUUCCCUGUCCUCCGCGCGGCAGCCUGCGGAGACCUUCAGCCGAAGCGGGUCACGUUUAGCCCCGUCCGUUCUGGUGUGGUCAGCGACUGGGGCCUGGCCGACCGGGGACGGCCACCGCGCCAUCUAAAAAGUUUAUCUGAAGAUUCCAAUCGUGCUUCUGAAAAAAUCUUGCCAGAGCAAGUGAAAACGAAAUGGUUAGAAAAUACACGUGACGUAAAAGGUUCUUAAUAGAAUUGCUCAAACCUCCUUCUAUAAAAAUAGCUUUUCCUCCGUUGAAAGCAGUGGAAUAAAAAGGCAGGUAUGUAUCCCACCUUUUUAAAGCAACUGCCUUCCGGAAGCACCACCUACCACCUGGCUCCGGAGGGUCACCCCUCCCCCUGGAGGCCCUGACGGUGCGCGGCGCUGCGGGGAAGGCUCGGAGCCCGAGGGCCGCCGCCGCCGCCGCACGCCGCCGCCAGCCACCUGGGGCAGGUCCCGGCCGCACGCCGCCGCCGCCGGCCUGACGUCGCGUCCCCGGUGACUUCCGGCAGCCUGCCCUGGCCGCCCCGCUGCUUCCGCCCGGAAGGAAAGCGGGGGUGGGAGGGCGGCCGGCCGGGCCCAGGGCCCGUCCCGCGCAGGCGCGUCCCGUUGUCCCCUUCGCUCGCUGCGUCCUCGCUUUCUCGCCUACGACGCGGCUCCGGGGACGCGGGCCUCGGGCAGCAAGGGCCUCAGGGCCGGCCCGGCUUGUCGCCGGGGCCGAGCAGAAGCCUGGCGCCCUGCUUGUCCAUGCUGGAGUUGACGGCGUCGGCCUCCUUCUCCUGCUCGGGGACGCAGGUGCAGCCCACGGGCACGGUGACGUACUCCUCGGUGUACACCCAGCGGCCGCCCGCGCAGGCCGAGGUCCGCCGCAGGAUGACGGUGGGCAUGUACACCGGGGCGCUCCGGAAACGCAGGUCCUCCUCCCCGAAGAGCCCGGUCAGGCAGCCCCUGCACAGGCAGUAGGCCUCGGGCAGGUACUUGGGGUACCUGGCAGGGUCGUAGGAAAUUCUGCAGGGAAGAGGGCGCGGGCUCAGUUCGUGCCCUGGGGCAACGGAACACACGACGCGCGGAGAGAGGGCAGCCUCCAAAAGAUUUCGGCCUCGGGACCGGUAAGCCUGGGGACCACUGGUUACUGGGGCCGGCAGCUAAUUCGGCAGGCGGUUAGCGUCCACGCGAGACCCCGAUCUAACAGGUCAACCGUGUGAGUCCGCCGGAUGGCAAGCGGUGAAGACAGGGUUUAUAGCUACUCUCAGGCCGUUCCUUGACAACGCUCUCAGAGUCUGCGCUAACGUACAUAGAAAAGGAAAAUGUAUAUAUUCACGCUAAUGCCUGAAAUCCAUCACCAAAGUUACAGGCUGGCAGAGGCAGCAGGCGGCUUGAGAGAGAGGCCGGGGGGCCGGUGAGACAGUGGGGUGCUCACUGACAGGUGACCGGUACACCCACCAGAACCUGAAACAGCCUCUGUGCCUCUGGCCACGACUUCCAGCCCUGAGCUUUAGAGCAGCGGUCCCCAAGGCCCCAGAUCUGCCUCCCCUCCGGCCACCGGGCUCUGCAGCCCCAGGUGGCCUGCCCACACUGGUCUCCAGGAAGGGGCCAUCUCUGCAAGGAGCAGACACUGGCCACCCGGGCUCUGACAGAGCCAUGGGCCUUUGCUCGAGACACCUGUCCAGAAGGUCACAAGGUAGGCCCUGUGUCCAUCUGUCUGUCAGGGUCUGUGUGCCCUCCUCUGUUAAGGGGCCAAAGCCGCACUGGGGAGGGCAGCCUGGCCAGCCCGGAACACUGGGGAAAUGAAUGCCGGUUUAAAUGUGAUCAUUUCCAUCCUCCGCCAAGGCUCCCUACUUCCUGGUCAGACGCCAAGAACCAACGUGAACACCUACAAAACAGCCUGCCGCCACAACGCCAGAGGAGUCUAGGGCUUGGCGGAGUCAGAUGGCUCCCUGGGAGGAAAAAAAAAAAAAAAGCACCUUCA
This is a messenger RNA of Lynx canadensis (Canada lynx), 3863 nucleotides long. RefSeq names its product EEF1A lysine methyltransferase 1 (gene EEF1AKMT1). Lineage: Eukaryota; Metazoa; Chordata; Mammalia; Carnivora; Felidae. Gene Ontology annotation, molecular function: nucleic acid binding; protein-lysine N-methyltransferase activity. The transcript has 5 exons. Bases 295 to 894 code for a protein of 199 amino acids. Gene Ontology annotation, biological process: methylation. The record is from RefSeq and is a predicted model, not a curated record.